Molecule: messenger RNA, 1635 nt
Organism: Vitis riparia (riverbank grape)
Lineage: Eukaryota; Viridiplantae; Streptophyta; Magnoliopsida; Vitales; Vitaceae
Product: chaperonin 60 subunit beta 4, chloroplastic-like
Exons: 12
Coding region: 88-1557 (489 amino acids)
Biological process (GO): protein refolding
Cellular component (GO): chloroplast stroma
Molecular function (GO): ATP-dependent protein folding chaperone; ATP binding
Source: RefSeq, a predicted model, not a curated record
UCCAGCUCUCCCUCUUCCUUAUCCUUCAACCCUUCAACCCAUCAACCCAUUGAAACAAAAAAAGUUGUUACCUUUGUUGGUCCAACCAUGGUGUCUGCACUUUCUUUCUCCAAUUUAACACUGCCCAGAAGAUCAUUUUCAUCUACAGCAUGGAACCCAAGAGCCAUGGCCAAGGAGCUUUACUUCAACCAUGAUGGUUCAGCCACAAAGAAACUUCAGGCAGGAGUGGACAUGGUGGCGGAACUGGUUGGUGUGACUUUAGGACCAAAAGGAAGGAAUGUUGUGUUGCAGAACAAGUAUGGGCCUCCCAAGAUUGUUAACGAUGGCGAGACUGUGCUCAAAGAGAUUGAACUGGAGGAUCCAUUGGAGAAUGUUGGGGUGAAAUUGGUUAGACAAGCUGGAGCAAAAACGAAUGACCUUGCUGGUGAUGGUUCCACUACAUCUGUUAUACUUGCACGAGGUCUAAUUGCUGAGGGUGUGAAGGUAAUUGCAGCAGGAAUGAACCCUGUUCAAAUUUCUCGUGGGAUUGAGAAGACUGCAAUGGCCCUUGUUUCUGAACUCAAAUUCAUGUCCAGAGAGGUUGAGGAUCAUGAGCUUGCACAUGUUGCUGCAGUUAGUGCUGGGAAUGAUUAUACAGUGGGCAACAUGAUUUCUGAUGCUAUUCGACAGGUAGGAAGGAGGGGUGUGAUCACAAUUGAGAAAGGGAAAUGUGCUGAAAAUAGUCUGCAGAUUGUAGAAGGAAUGCAAUUCGAUCGUGGAUACUUGUCCCCUUACUUUGUUACUGAUCGACAAAAGAUGAUGGUGGAGUUCCAUGAUUGCAAGUUACUUUUGGUCGACAAAAAAAUCACGAACCCGAAGGAGAUGUUUAAAAUAUUGGACAAUGCAGUUAAGGAGAAGUAUCCAAUUGUGAUAGUUGCAGAGGGCAUUGAGCAAGAAGCUCUGGCUCCGGUAAUUAGGAACAAACUCAGGGGUGUGCUGAAGGCAGCUGCUAUUAAGGCUCCUGCCUUUGGUGAGCGGAAGAGCCACUACUUAGAUGACCUUGCUAUCUUGACUGGAGGCACUGUAAUUAGCGAUGAGAUGGGAUUGACCCUGGAAAAGGCUGGCAAGGAGGUCUUGGGCACUGCUACUAAGGUGGUCAUAACUAAGGAUUCUACGUUAAUAGUUACAGAUGGGAGCACUCAACCAGCUGUUGAGAAGAGGGUUUCUCAGAUUCGGGGGCUUGUUGAGAACACUGAAGAAAAUUUCCAAAAGAAGAUACUGAAUGAAAGAAUAGCAAGGUUAUCAGGAGGAAUUGCUAUUCUUCAGGUCGGAGCUCAAACACAAGUUGAGCUGAAAGAUAAACAAUUGAGGAUUGAAGAUGCUGUGAAUGCAACUAAGGCAGCUAUUGAGGAAGGUGUUGUAGUUGGUGGUGGCUGUAGUCUUUUGCGACUAUCUUUAAAAGUGGAUGGCAUCAAAGAACUUUUGGACAAUGAAGAGCAGAAAAUUGGAGCUGAGAUCUUCAAAAGAGCUUUGACCUAUCCUGCAAGACUGAUUGCCAAAAAUGCAGGUUUUAUCUAAUGAUGAUUUUCGAUAUGGUUAUAAUGCUGCAAUAGACUGUUAUGAGGAUUUGAUGGCUGCUGGAAUUAUGGAUCCAUC